AUGCUGGUGAUGGUCCCCAUCCCCUAUAGUGGUGGUGGUGGUGAGGAUAGUGGCAGUGGUGCCGAUGGUCGCGGUGACGAUGGUGGUGACGAUCGUGGUAGUUGUGGCAGUGGUGGCAAUCGUGUCUCCUCACCUAGUAUGCUCUCCUCAGCCAUGGACGGCUCCUCAACCAUUGGACACAUCUUCUCGCCCAUGGCCUCCUUAACAAGCCGAUGUUCCUACUGCAUUGGACACAGUAGGAACAACAAUGAUGAUACCAAUCCAUUGAUCAUGUUGGUGAUGGUCCCCAUCCCUUGCGGUGGUGGUGGUGGUGAGGAUGGUGGCAAUGGUGCCGAUGGUCAUGGUGGUCGUGGUGACGACGGUGGCAAUGGUCAUGGUGGUUGUGGCAGUGGUGGCAAUCGUGUCUCCUCACUCAGCAUGCUCUCCUCAGCCAUGGACAGCUCCUCAACUAUUGGACACAUCUUCUCGCCCAUGGCCUCCUUAACAAGCCGUGGUGGUGGUGGUGAGGAUGGUGGCAAUGGUGCCGAUGGUCAUGGUGGUCGUGGUGACGACGGUGGCAAUGGUCAUGGUGGUUGUGGCAGUGGUGGCAAUCGUGUCUCCUCACCCAGCAUGCUCUCCUCAGUCAUGGACGGCUCCUCAACCAUUGGACACAUCUUCUCGCCCAUGGCCUGCUUAACAAGCUAG
This is a messenger RNA of Selaginella moellendorffii, 684 nucleotides long. Its product is annotated as PE-PGRS family protein PE_PGRS16-like. The coding region runs from base 1 to 684 and encodes 227 amino acids. The transcript has 3 exons. The record is from RefSeq and is a predicted model, not a curated record. NCBI's taxonomy places the organism in Eukaryota, Viridiplantae, Streptophyta, Lycopodiopsida, Selaginellales, Selaginellaceae.